AUGGCGAUUAGGGCUGGCCGCUCGGCCCUCCACCUCCACCUCCUCGCGCUCGCCUUCCUCAUCCUCGCCGCCUCCCCCUGCCUCCAAGCUCGAGUGGACCAUCGCAAACAGAUAUCUGACUGGAGUAGGCAACCCAACUUUGAAUUGCAGAAUAUCUCCUUGAGUCGAAAGGAUGGCCCUCAUCUCCUCCUGGGCAGAUCCGAGGAAAUAACACACAGGAAAUUAAGGGGGAGAAUUGGUGUAAGGAAGAAAAUGGAGGUAGUGCAGCAGGAUGAUGAAGCAUUAGUUAAACUUGAGAACGCAGGCAUCGAACGCUCAAAAGCUGUUGAUUCUGCUGUGCUGGGAAAAUACAGCAUCUGGAGACGUGAAAAUGAAAAUGAGAAGGCAGAUUCAAGGGUUAGGCUGAUGCGAGAUCAAAUGAUCAUGGCCAGAAUAUAUUCUGUUCUUGCCAAAUCGAGAGACAAGCUUGAUCUCUAUCAGGAGCUGCUUGCAAGGCUCAAGGAAAGUCAGCGCUCCCUUGGGGAAGCUACUGCUGAUGCCGAACUUCCCAAGAGUGCUUCGGAUAGAAUCAAAGCAAUGGGCCAAGUUUUAUCAAAAGCAAGGGAUCUAUUGUACGAUUGCAAGGAAAUUACCGAGCGUUUGAGAGCAAUGCUUCAGUCAGCAGAUGAGCAGGUCCGGAGCUUGAAGAAGCAGAGCACCUUCCUUAGCCAGCUGGCAGCUAAGACAAUCCCAAAUGGCAUCCAUUGUCUUUCCAUGCGCUUAACGAUUGAUUAUUACCUUCUCUCUCCAGAGAAAAGAAAGUUCCCCAAUAGUGAGAACUUGGAAAAUCCUGAUCUUUACCAUUAUGCUCUUUUCUCAGACAAUGUUUUGGCAGCAUCAGUUGUGGUCAACUCAACCAUCAUGAAUGCAAAGGAGCCUGAAAAACAUGUAUUUCAUCUUGUUACUGACAAGCUGAACUUUGGGGCCAUGAACAUGUGGUUUUUGCUGAAUCCACCUGGGGAUGCAACAAUCCAUGUGGAAAAUGUUGAUGACUUCAAAUGGUUAAACUCUUCUUACUGCCCUGUUCUGAAGCAGCUUUUGUCUGCAGCCAUGAGAGAAUACUAUUUCAAGGCUGAUCGUCCGAAAACACUCUCUUCUGGCUCUUCUAAUCUGAAGUAUCGAAACCCAAAAUAUUUGUCCAUGCUUAAUCAUUUAAGAUUUUACCUCCCCCAAGUCUAUCCCAAGCUGAAUAAAAUUCUUUUCCUGGAUGAUGACAUAGUUGUCCAGAGGGACCUAACUGGACUCUGGGAGGUUGACCUUAAUGGUAAUGUAAAUGGAGCGGUGGAAACAUGUGGAGAGAGUUUUCAUCGAUUUGACAAGUACCUCAAUUUUUCAAACCCAAAUAUUUCGGAGAAUUUUGAUCCUAAUGCAUGUGGUUGGGCUUAUGGAAUGAACAUGUUUGAUCUGGAAGAAUGGAAGAAGAAAGACAUUACUGGGAUUUACCACAAAUGGCAGAACAUGAACGAGAACAGGCUGCUCUGGAAAUUGGGGACAUUGCCGCCAGGGCUUCUAACUUUCUACAAGCUGACAUACCCUCUGGACAAAUCAUGGCAUGUGCUUGGCUUAGGGUACAAUCCAACCAUUGAGCGCUCAGAAAUAGACAAUGCUGCGGUCAUCCACUACAAUGGUAACAUGAAGCCGUGGCUGGAAAUCGCAAUGACAAAGUAUCGGCCUUACUGGACAAAGUAUAUCAAUUAUGAGCACCCGUACAUUCAUGGAUGCAAGAUCAGCCAAUAG
Molecule: messenger RNA, 1776 nt
Organism: Miscanthus lutarioriparius
Lineage: Eukaryota; Viridiplantae; Streptophyta; Magnoliopsida; Poales; Poaceae
Source: the annotation of a GenBank genome assembly